This is a messenger RNA of Didymosphaeria variabile, 531 nucleotides long. RefSeq lists its product as uncharacterized. The transcript has 3 exons. Lineage: Eukaryota; Fungi; Ascomycota; Dothideomycetes; Pleosporales; Didymosphaeriaceae. The record is from RefSeq and is a predicted model, not a curated record. The coding region runs from base 1 to 531 and encodes 176 amino acids.
AUGGACAUCGGCCCCGACAAGUCGCUGGUCAUUAUCCUGAAGCUGAGUGCCGCCAAACUCUCCGGUUUUCCACGUGCCCUCUCAUUGGCAGUCGAACAGAGCAGGAAGCGCAAGCGAGGUUCUGCAUAUUCCCAGAAUGGGACCAACAAAAUUGAAACUGAUGGCGGUAAGCUGGACGAAGGCCAAGACGAGAUCGCAGAUCAGAGCAAGAAGCGCAAAACAGACCAUCGGGGGCCAAUGAACCUCCAAGACGACAUUCCCUAUCUUCUUGAUUUUGCUCAGAGGCUAAGUAAUAUGGAAACGUACAACACCAAGCGGGUCGCAGACCUUGCGGAGAAGGAUGAGAAGCAGCGCCUUAGAGCCAAAAACGGCGAACUUCAGUUAGAAGCAGCGACGGGGAAAGACGAAAAGCGCCGCCUCGUAACUGAAAUGGAAAACUGGAAAGCAGACGCAACGCUGCAGAAAGAAGCGAAGAACCGCCUGGCGGCCGAGAAAGAAGGUCUCGAGGUAGAAGCAGCGCUAGAGGGAUGA